AUGGCAGAUACGGUCCGUACUCGGAUGCGCUAUCCGCAGCGUCUCCUCGAAGAUAUCUUGCCCGGCACAGCGUACGACCUCCUCCCCGAGGACAGCCAGGAGAAAAUCUACCGAGACCUGUACGGGACGCUCGAGGCCAAGACAAUACGCAGCGAACAGGAGAGCGUGCGCACGGGCGAGCCGUACUACAUGAAAUGGCGGCCGUCGAUCGACGAGGCGAUGCGCGCCGUAUUUGACAGCAGAUUCGGAGACGAACUGGCAGGCCUACUGACUACCGAACCGGGCAAACACAGACACGCAGAAAGCUUCACCUGGGCCGGCGACGCAGACGUCCAGGCCCUGUACGCCGAGGUUAAGACGGGCGUGGCGGCGCGGCUACAGCGGGAGCCGUGGGCCGGGACGCUGGACCUGGAUGCGUGCGUGUCGAAGGGCGCGGGUCAUUGUACGGUGGCCGAGAUCAUGGAUACGUGCCUCAUCCCACCGAAGACGGAUGGGAGGACCACGCGGACGCGCAAGUAUCGGCGCCAUUGA
Messenger RNA from Neoarthrinium moseri, 531 nucleotides. RefSeq lists its product as uncharacterized. Bases 1 to 531 code for a protein of 176 amino acids. The record is from RefSeq and is a predicted model, not a curated record. The transcript is spliced from 3 exons. NCBI's taxonomy places the organism in Eukaryota, Fungi, Ascomycota, Sordariomycetes, Amphisphaeriales, Apiosporaceae.